Akanthomyces muscarius is the source of this 2112-nucleotide messenger RNA. RefSeq lists its product as uncharacterized. The transcript has 2 exons. Lineage: Eukaryota; Fungi; Ascomycota; Sordariomycetes; Hypocreales; Cordycipitaceae. The record is from RefSeq and is a predicted model, not a curated record. The coding region runs from base 1 to 2112 and encodes 703 amino acids.
AUGCCGCCGCUGCCCGGUUUUUCGGACAAUGGCUUUUUUAGCCGUGGUGAGGCUGUCGCAGCAUCCAAGGCACUUCUAAAACCUCUCGUUCCAUACUUCUCCGACGGAAAGGCUCGCAUCAAGCUGCCAGUCACGUCUGGUGCCCAUUUUGAUGACACGGCCGCUGAGCUGGAAGGAUAUGCGCGACCGCUUUGGGUAGUAGCGACGCUUCUUGCUGCUCAAGAGCGCAACGCCGGAGAAAAUGACACAGAAGCCAGUUCUCUACUUCAGAACUGGGUUCACGGCCUACAAAAUGGUGUCAACCCGUUGCAUCCAGAUUUUUGGGGCGACAUUGGCGACUGGGAUCAGCGCAUGGUUGAAGCAGAAGUGCUUUCUUUCGCGCUCCUCUCUGCGCCAGAAUCAUUCUACGAGCCGUUGAGCGAGACCGCAAAGGCCAAUCUCAAAGCAUGGCUGCAGGGUUUGAAUGGCAAAAUUAUGCCUGAAAAUAACUGGCGCUGGUUCCGCGUCUUUUCCAAUCUCGCUCUUAUCAAGGUGUGUGGCGGGGAAAAGGAUGCGUACUGGCCACUUAUCAACGAGGAUCUGAACACACUCAACAAAUUCUACAUCGACGAGGGUUGGUCGAGUGAUGGAAUAUGGCGCCCAGCUGCAGCUGAUGCAAAAGAUGAGGGAACGGGCGAGAAUGCUGCUCGUGGGCGACACGCAGACUAUUACUCCGGCAGCUUCGCCAUCCAAUUCAGUCAAAUCCUUUACGCCAAGUUCGCUGCUGAUAUCGACCCUGAAAGAUGUAACGUCUUCAAGAAGCGGGCAUAUGAGUUUGUUCAAUCAUUUUGGGCGUAUUUUGACACUUGUGGCGCUGCUAUUCCUUUCGGUCGCUCUUUGUGCUACAAAUUCGCCAUGGGGGCUUUUUAUGCGGCCUUUGCUUAUGGCGGCCUGUGUGACGAUGCAGACCCUCUGACCUCGCAUGGCGCUGUGAAGGGCAUGCUUCUUCGUCACAUGCGUUGGUGGGCUGCCCAUUCCCAAGACAGCUUCUGGCCCGACGGGACGAUGAACAUUGGGUAUUUGUAUCCAAACAUGUACAUGAGCGAAAACUACAACUCUCCUCAGUCGCCAUACUGGGCCCUCAAGUCACUCAUUGUCAUCGCCCUGGCAGAAGGCGACCCUUUCUGGACGGCAGCAGAGCUACCGCACCCUUUACAGGAAACGAGCGCGGAAGAAGGCGAAACGGGAAUACAAGUUGUCAAGUCAGCGCGCCAGAUUGUUUGCAACCAUAAGAGUGGAAAUCAUCACUUCCUUCUCUCAUCAGGGCAAUUUUGUGUGUGGCCGAUGAAGGCGACUCAGGCAAAAUAUGCCAAGUUCGCAUACUCGUCCGCUUUCGGGUUCAGCGUUCCCACUGGCUCUUUACUUGCACAGAUUGCUCCGGAUAGCACGUUGGCUUUGUCGCAAGAUGGAGGUGAAACAUGGGCACAGAGGUGGAUAUCUAUUGGAGAAACAGACUUCCGCCUCGUGGCAGUACAAGGGCUACAAGCAUGUGUACCGGCCAUGGUCAGUUGCUGGAAGCCGUGGUCGUGCGGCAGUGUCACUGUCGAGUCAACAAUCAUCGCCCCCUGCGCCAAGUGGCCCGAUUGGCAUUUGCGCAUUCACCGAAUCCGACGAGAGGAUCCGUCGGAUACGCCCUUUGUCGCCGUUGAAGGUGGAUUCGCUAUUUUUGCGCCUAGAAGGGCGGACAACCGCAUUAUCCAAACGGAAAAGUUGCUGGAUACAGACCUUGCGUCUUUUAAGAGGUUGAAAGAUCACGAAGUGGCUAUAGAAACACCGAAUGCCGCGCUAGUUGUAUCCGAAGCUGGGGCAAGUGGCAUCGUCGACUUCACAUCAGAGGGUGACGACGCGACAGCCCGCGGUGAUGUUAUGCGUCCGGAUCCAAACACAAACAUCAUGACAACCAAGACAAUGAUUCCGAAUAUCCGACACGAGAGGAGAGCUUGGUUGGCGCAGGAUAUUGUUAUUGCGUCGGGUAUCUUUGCAGUGGCGGGCAAGCACGACACCAUGGAGGCUCGAUGGCGCAGACGGCCAAGCCUAUCAUUUACACAGGAGGGAAAUGUAAUAUUAUCGUAA